Molecule: messenger RNA, 670 nt
Organism: Moneuplotes crassus
Lineage: Eukaryota; Ciliophora; Spirotrichea; Euplotida; Euplotidae
Source: the annotation of a GenBank genome assembly
UCUGAAUCUUAGAAGAUAAUAUGGGUGGAAGUGGAUCAAAACCAAAGGAACUUACUGAAAAAGAUAUUAAGGACUCUAAAAGAAUGAUAUCAAGAGCAGGGAGGAAAAUGGAAAGAGAAAGAAAGAAGCUUGAGAGAGAAAAAACUAAGGCGACAAAGGAGAUAUAGCAAAGCUUGCUAAGAAAGGUAUGCAUAAGCCCGCGAAGAUAAUGGCUAAAGAUGUUGCUCGGAUGGAUAAUCAAAUACAGCAGACAUAUAUGGUAGCUUCUCAAUUAAAAGGAAUUGAAUUCCAGCUUUCCUCUGCACUGGCCACUAAAGAAAUUAGUGGAAUUAUGGGAAUUUCAGCAGAGACCCUUUCAGCUGUGAAUGAAAAUAUGAAUGUUUCCAGUAUUCUGCAAGUUUGAAAAGAGUUCUCCAAGAACUCAGACAAACUCGAGUCGGUUGGUGAAGCAAUGGGAGAUGCUAUGGAAAUGAUUGGUGACCCUGCAUUAGAUGCUGAUGCAGACAAACUCUACAAUCAAGUCCUUGAUGAGCAAGCACUUGAAAUCAAUGCAGAAGGUGUAGCAGUUCCCAAAAAGGUUUAUGAAGAAGAGAAAGAAGAAGUCAAAGAUGACCUCGAAAGCAGACUAGCUGCUCUUGGAAAAUAAGUGUAACCUUGGCACAGAUUAAUA